AUGGAGAGCGACGAGUUCCUGCCGCAGAUGCGGAUCACCGACGCCCCUCAGGACUACUUUGACCUGGACGCGAUUCUCGCGUGCGCGCCCACCGUGCCGAUGAAGCUCGACGAGCGGACGCCGCCAACGAUAUUCCCGCUGUUCGGCCACAACGCGCCGGCGUCGAUUGGGCCGCGCGGGAUCCGGGUCGACAUCCCGUUGUGGAUGGCGCCGGCUAUUGUCGAGGGACAGUUAGGAGUUGCACAAUACCCGACCGGCUACAACCAGAACUACCAAAGCGUGCUCAACUGCAACCCCGAAUCGACGCCGAUCAGCGACAUCAAUCACUACUAUUAUACCUUUGGAAGCUCGCUAUGCCGGAUACUACCGCUCGACCUGGCGACGCCGCUGUCGGCCUCGGUGUUGAACACUUGGGUCCAACGAGCCGGCGGAUUCGUUUCCCGACCAUUGCAGGGCCAAACAAAAAUUGACGGCGCUACCCAGGAAGAGCUCGUCGUCUUCCAGAAGGGCGUAAAGGCAAAGGAGAAAUUUGACAACUGGCGACGCGACGUGAAAGUGAAGGGCUCGAACAAACGGAAGCUGGCCGCCUACAAUCGA
Molecule: messenger RNA, 597 nt
Organism: Mesorhabditis spiculigera
Lineage: Eukaryota; Metazoa; Nematoda; Chromadorea; Rhabditida; Rhabditidae
Source: the annotation of a GenBank genome assembly